AUGAAGUUACUGAUACCUUUUCUGGCUUUAAUCGGCUCCUCCUUAGCCGGAAACUCCGGAGGAUUUUAUCAGGGGUCACCACAAGGUCCGCCUCAAUAUCAGCAGCCAGCUCAGGCCAACGGAGGCAUACGCGCACGUAUCAAUCGGAAAGCGUUUGAAGAUAUUUCGCCGAUUGCCGAGCAGAUUCUGAACUCCGAGAUUACGAAGGCCAGGCUGCCGCCGAUUAGCCAGUGCAUUCCGCAGGCCGAUGGCUGCCUCCAAAUCUACAACAUCUUCGUCGCCAGAUACAAAUGCCCCACUUCGGUGAAAAUCCGUCCAGCCGAACCAAACGUGAUUAGGAUCUCGGUGAAGGGCCUGGAUAUUGGAGUGACCAGCAACCUGGGAGGCCGCUUCGUGAUCCUCAUGCCAAUCCAGUUGUUCGGCAUCGUGCAGGCCAAUUUGUUCCAUGUCUCUUUGAAGGUUAUCAACGAGAAGCUGAGCGGAAAAUUAUCAGCUAUCCCUCAAUCAAUUUCCGUCGGCCAGAUGGUGGACCUCUUUGGUAGCGCAUUGGGAUUAGAGGAAGGAGGCUCUGAGACGACUACGGAAGCAUCCAGCGCGGAUUCCGGCAAGACUGAGGAUUCUGGAAAGACGAGCGAGUCUGAUUCGGAUCUACAAAAUGUUGGCGAUUCGGGAGAUUCUCAAGUUUCGACGAUUGCCGAUUCUGCUAGCAGCUCUUCAGUGUCGGAAUCUUCUGGCACACCAAAGCCUGGAUAUCAGGAUCGUAGGAAAGUCAAGAAAGCCCGCGCCGUCUCCAGAAGGCGCUCGGCUAAACAGCAGGAGGCCAAUCAAACCCUGGAGUCAUUGGACGCGCAGAACUAUGAGAUCGAGAAGCAAGCCAUUGUUCGUGCACUAAUGGCCGCGAUGGAUUUGGUGGAUGGACCCGAGAAAAACGACCUCAACCGACUCCCCAGAGCCAGCAGAAAUUCGAUGGAGCCGGAGAGCUUUGGCGAGAUCCCGAAGGUCAGGAGAUCGUCUGGACUCUCUUCUGGACUCAAACGGAAACUACGUCAAUCUGACGACGAUGAUGACUCCUCAUCAUCAGCAACGCCAAGCGAUCCAAUGGCCCUCCUCAAGCAGUUCGCCUCCAAGCUUGAUUUUAAGAAACUCGAUGACGUCUCUGUCUCCCUCGGGCUGGUCAAAACCGAGGCCUCCAAGUGCGGAUUUGCCGUCGAUUUGGAUGGAGAAUUCUCGCAGAAUGCUGUUGGUAAG
Molecule: messenger RNA, 1248 nt
Organism: Mesorhabditis spiculigera
Lineage: Eukaryota; Metazoa; Nematoda; Chromadorea; Rhabditida; Rhabditidae
Source: the annotation of a GenBank genome assembly